AUGUGGAUAGCUCAACACCCAGGCGACAAGAAAGCAGGUACGUCCGACAAAGAAUAAAAGGAAAAAAAAAAGAAAAGUUAUGCCAAUUUACUAACUCUUUCCCAUCUCCAAAGUAAGCAGAAUCUUGCAACCAGAGAAAACUUACCGAGUAGGAAGGAGCCCCGAUGUCGAUAUCAUUUUCCAGUCGCGCAAGACAGCGAGAGAACUACUUGAAUUAAGGACAGGGCCACCCUCCCAACAGACGCUGGGGAAAACUGCAUUAAAUAUUUGCGUUUUAUCUCGAGCUAAAUGCAUCAUCAAUGGCGAAACCGUGAGGUUGAAAAAGGGGCAGCUGCCGAUUGACCUUGACUUGUCGCAUGAAUUCAAGAUUGUGCUUGAAGUUGAGCGCGAUAGCGAGCCUCAUGUUGUGGAUACGCCGUUGACCAUUGAGUGGGUGGAGUGUAAGUUGUACACGGAGAGCACCGAGAGCAAGAAGAAUGGGUUGGUUCAGGGGUUGAUUCAGCUCAAGGUCGAUGUUGCUGUAGUUGACGAGAUCAAUGAGGCUACACAUUUCCAUACUAGUGAGUCCAUGCCGGAUCUGAAUGACUUUAAAAAGGCAAUUGUGAGGGGGAUGCAUUUGGUGAAUGAUUCUUGGUUUGAAACCGCGCUUGAUGAGCCUAAUGACCCUAAAUGGGUGCUAGAAUGCGAUAAUGUUGAAUACAUGCCCAGUCACAAUCGCAAUUUUGCGCCUAAUAGAGGAAGAAGCGAUUUCUGCAAGAUGAGCAAGUUUCUAUCGUUUGAGAAGAUCGGCUGGCUAGACACUGUGAUUGUAGCAAAAAAUUCGGAACAAGACAUAAAAGUGAAAGCAGGCAACGAUGAAUUUAUUCUCGUGAAUUCCUCAGAUGUGUUUUCCUUAAAAGCAAUUGAUGAAGAUGAUCUUUUUCGAAAAAUCGUCGACGGUUCCUACGAGCUGAUACCUCGCAACAAGAUUCCAGAUUCAAAGAGACUUGGCGAGCCCGUUACUGGUCAUCGAAAACGACGCAAGUAUGAGAAAGUUGACAAGUUGCAUUUUUUCUCACUUGGCGAAUCGCCUCAUACUUCGCCAACCAAGGCAGCAGUAAGUUCUGCACCGCAAGGCUCAGAUGAGUCUCUGCAUGGUGGUGGUGGUGGUGGUGGCUCACAACCAACGUUACAUUUAUCGAAAGCAGUAGAAGCUCAGAAUGUUGAAGCUCCACAAGAACAUACAGAAACGGCAGAGACUCCAUCAUCAUUGACGACGACGACGACGCAUUCCAACCCUGAUCAGAAAUUUACCAGAAAAUUGCCUCCCGUUGAAACAGCAGCAAGCGAAACCAAGCAUGUUGAAACCCCCAAUCCACUUAAGCGCAAAAUUACUGAAUCUUUUACUGCUCACACACCGCCUAAAAUUGCCAAAUUUACACCAAAAGUAUCCUUUGCUGACGCCGUAGUCCAGGCUAAGGAAAGUUCACUAGAUUUCUGGAACAAAGAGUUUGGGAUCCCAGAGGUGAACAAAGACACCAAUGCAGAUUAUUCUUAUGGUGGUGGUGGUAACGGUGAUGGAGAUUAUAAUGCUGACAAUGCUGAAGUUUACAAAAACUUGUCGAAUUUGGUCAUCGUUGAAAUUGUCGAUGUUCCAUUACGCAAACGACCCUCGGCAGUUUUGCUGGACGCAUCGUCCACUACCAACACAACAACGAAAAAUUUCAAAAAUUUCAGAAAAUCGACUCCAAAGAGAGCAAGACAGCGAAUACCAAUGGUGAGCGGCGAGAUGCCCACCGUUGCAAACCAAAACGCAAGGAAAAUACACCGCACUACAAUUGAAGAUGAGCUUGGUGGUGCCAUGAGUGAAGUUAGAGGUGAUCACCUGCCGCUAUUUGUACGAGAUGACGAAGAUGAAGAUGAAGAAAAAAAUGAUGAUGAUGAAGCGGAUUCUAUUUUCCAGGAUAUGAGAAGGCGGAAUGGUCAUCGCCCUGGAACUGCUGUCAACCGAGGAGCGAAUGGUCAAACUGAUUCUCACCUCGAAGAUGACUACGACGAUGACGAUGACGAUGACGAUGACGACGAUCAACCGAAAUUUGGGUUCAGUCGAGCUUGA
Messenger RNA from Lodderomyces beijingensis, 2095 nucleotides. The record is from the annotation of a GenBank genome assembly. Lineage: Eukaryota; Fungi; Ascomycota; Pichiomycetes; Serinales; Debaryomycetaceae.